This is a messenger RNA of Colossoma macropomum (tambaqui), 4203 nucleotides long. RefSeq names its product spermatid perinuclear RNA binding protein. NCBI's taxonomy places the organism in Eukaryota, Metazoa, Chordata, Actinopteri, Characiformes, Serrasalmidae. The coding region runs from base 694 to 2751 and encodes 685 amino acids. The transcript has 21 exons. The record is from RefSeq and is a predicted model, not a curated record. Gene Ontology annotation, molecular function: double-stranded RNA binding; single-stranded RNA binding. Gene Ontology annotation, cellular component: precatalytic spliceosome.
AAGAGGGCAGAGCGCGCGACCCGCGUGGAACUCAAAAAAAAAAAAAGCAGCUCGCGAGCUGUAACGUUACGUUGGAACGUAGUAAGCUGGUUUUGCAGCCGUCACAGAACGUUGGGAGCCGAACCGAAGCGUCUGUAAUCUGAGAGAUGACGGAGAGUUAUCUACCAGCUGGAUUACAUCAGUCUCUCCUGAUUAGCGUUCGGUGUCGGGGCUUAGCGUGGGCUGUUGGCGUUCACAGAAUUAAGUCACCUGUCUGUGUCCUGCAUGCAGUGAAUUCUGGACUGAGACCAAAACCUUGAACUGCACAUCUCCAGCUAAAGCAAUAAACAAACCCGCGUUACGCAGACAGACCUGCCAAGCGAAACGCGAGCUGUGCUUGGGGACGGCUCAUUGAUUAGAGCGGCGGGCGCUCGAGUUAGCAGCACCUUCGGCUUCUCGGGAUUGAUGUCUUGGUGGUGAGCAGGACAAGUUGACCCUUGAGGUCCAGAACACCUCACGUCCCUCUGUAAGGCCGUGGGGAGGUGGAGGAGGACACAGCUGCUGAUAGUAGGAUUUGCAGGUGUAAGGUGCAGUGGGGGGCUGAGAGGCAAGCGCAUGAGGAGGGGGUAUCCUGAGACCCCUGUCCCCACACACAGCGCUUGCACGAACACAGCGUAGCUAAAGGGAGACACAGCCACCAGCCUGCCAGCAGCCAUGAGGUCCAUCCGCUCAUUCGGAAAUGAUGACCGUCACGUGAUGGCCAAACACUCCACCAUCUACCCGUCCUCCGAGGAGCUGGAGGCUGUACAGAGUCUUGUCUCCACUGUCGAGUGUGCCCUCAAACAUGUCUCUGAUUGGCUGGACCAGUCCCAAGGCGGCCAGCCGAACCCAACCAGCACCCAAGAGGAGGAGGCGGAGGCCAGCGCUGACGAAUCAGCAGAAGGAAGCACCAAUGAAGGCAGUAGCAGCAGCAGUAGUGCUGACGGAGGCAGAGUUCUGUGUGGAGUGGUGCGGAUUGGCCUGGUGGCUAAAGGGCUGCUAAUAAAAGACGAUAUGGAUCUGGAGCUGGUGCUCAUGUGCAGAGAGAAACCCACACAGACGCUGCUGAGCACUGUCUGUGACAACUUACCCCAGCAGAUUGAGAAGCUGACGGAGGAGAAGUACGAGGUGCAGUGCUCUAUCCCCGAGGCAGCCAUCCUGGUUCGCAGCACAACAGAACCCAAACUCACACUGAAGGUCACACUCACCUCUCCACAGAUGAGAGAGGACAGCGAGACAGGAGAACAAGAGAGCGCUGAGGCGAGCGAGCCGACGGACCUGCUGGAUAGACAGAGGUGCCUGGUGGCGCUGGCCUCUCUGCGACAUGCUAAAUGGUUCCAGGCAAGAGUAAACGGCUUAAAAUCAGGCGUCAUCGUUUUACGGAUUCUAAGGGACAAGUGCAAUAGAGUACCUGCAUGGGAGCCUCUUAAAGGAUGGCCCCUGGAGCUACUGUGUGAGAAGGCUAUUGCUACGUGUAACCGGCCGCUAGGUGCAGGAGAGGCUUUGCGCAGAGUCAUGGAGUGCUUGGCCUCUGGGAUAUUACUGCCAGGUGGACCAGGCCUGCAUGACCCAUGUGAAAAGGAGCCGACGGACACGUUGGCGACCAUGACGGACGAGGAGGCGGAGGCCAUCACAUACAGUGCACAGCAUUAUCUCCGGCUCAUGGCCUUUGGGCAGAUCUACAAGGUUUUAGAGAUGGAUCCACUCCCCUCCAGCAAACCCUCACAGAAAUACCCCUGGUCAGACAAAGAAGGUACAGGGCUAAAAAGGCCCUAUGAAGAUGGCCUGAUGGAUGACAAAGACCUCAUCAAAAAGAUGAAACGCAACUUGAGAAAAGUCCUAGACAGUAAAGCAAUAGACUCCAACCAGCCCAUGAAUGCUCUGAUGCGGCUGAACCAGAUCCGUCCGGGACUGCAGUAUAAGCUGCUGUCUCAGUCCGGUCCGGUUCAUGCCCCAGUCUUUACCAUGUCCGUGGACGUGGAUGGCACUAUCUACGAAGCCUCGGGCUCUUCCAAGAAGACGGCCAAGCUGCACGUGGCUGUUAAGGUGCUGCAGGCCAUGGGCUACCCCACAGGCUUCGACACGGACCUGGACUCUAUGAGUGCUGAUGAGAAGUCAGACAGUGAAGGGAAGAGCGAGACAUCUACACACUCAAGCAAUAACACACCACACUCCACAGACAGCUCCAACACACUGGAGGUGCGAACUCAGGGUCCUAUUCUGACGGCAAGCGGUAAGAACCCAGUGAUGGAGCUGAAUGAAAAGCGGCGAGGUCUCAAAUACGAGCUGAUCUCCGAGAGCGGUGGCAGCCAUGACAAACGCUUCGUCAUGGAGGUGGAGGUUGAUGGGCAGAAGUUCCGUGGAGCAGGGCCCAAUAAGAAAGUAGCCAAAGCCAGCGCUGCCCUUGCUGCACUGGAGAAACUAUUUUCUGGGCCAAAUGCUGCCGGCAACAAAAAGAAAAAAAUCAUCCCUCAGAGUAAAGGAGUGAUCGCUGCAGCCGCUGCUGCCACUGCUGUGGCGGUUCAGGCAGCUCGAGGAAGAGGAAGAGCCGCACUCACGCGAGGAGCAUUCGUUAGUGCCGCUGCUCCGGGAUACGUCACACCAGGUUUUGGAAGCCCGUAUGGUUACGGUGCUGCUGCUGCUGCUCCUGCAUACGGUUUGCCCAAGAGAAUGCUUCUGUUGCCCGUCAUGAAAGUGCCCGCCUACCCAAUCCCCCACUACUCCUUCUUUUAGCUCAGGAGAUUCACCAAAACACAAACACACACACACACGACUUUUAAUUCAGAAGGGAAUGUUAGACAGAAUGUCCGAGUAUAACCCCAUUGAGAGCUAUAAGGACUUUAAGUGGAGGUUUAUUUGUAAAGCAUUUUUAAUUUAGUUUAUUUUAUUUUUGACCUCUUUGUUUUCUGACUUAAAAAAUGCAGGUUUUUAAGUUCUUAAAGAAGAAGAAGAAAAAAGACUUGAACGAUUUGUACUGUGAAUUGUUACCUCAUUCGUGGAAUUUUAAAUUAUACCAACUUUUUUUCUUUUCUUUCUUUUUUUAAAUUGUGGUUGUUUUUUCUAUUAGAAAGGAUUGAGGCUAUGUGAUUGGACACAGGCAUCUUUUUAAAGAUGGCAGAAGCUAUGGGAUGUAUAGGUCUAAUUGAAACUACUGCUGACGAAUAAACCUUUAUCUUCCUCAACUGCCAAGCGUUGACUGGUGUGUACACGCUAAGCCCAUAGAGACUCACACCUGCGUAGGUAUUUAUUUAUGUGGAGCUAUAAGCUGUCAUGUGAUUUCACAGGCUUCUGCAUAAACUAAAGUUUGUUGUUACUUUGCCUGGAGGAGUGUAGAUUUCAGACAUUAGUGCCGGCUUUAUUUUUCAUGCCUUUGGCUGCUAAGUGAAGCCUAUAGCUAGGAGUGUAAAACCUUCAUUCAGUCCUUCGUCACUCAAACCCUGGUCCCCUAAGGAUGCAUGAUGAAAACUGCUGCAUUCUAUGGACAGUGAACGAGAUAUGAUCCAACUGUUGGCCAUGUACGCUCAAUAUUUGCCAUUCAUAUAUAGGAUGCAGUUAAAUGCAGCUGAAUAGGUAGAAUCCUUUAACAGGUAAUAGUCUCUUGAAAACACACACAAAUACAGGACAACAGAAACAUGUCAUACCCAAAGAGCCUUCACACUGCAACACAUCUGGAGCCUCCAGUCACAGCCACACAUCGGAGAAUCGAAAGCAGCAACAUGGGAUCCAUGGAGAUAUGCUACUUAAUUGUCUUAUGUCCUUUGUUUUUUUUCUUUUGGUGUUUGUUUUUUCCUUCUUGGUGAGCGUCUUAGCGUGUGAGCUGUAAGUUCUUCCUAGUCCACAGGCCAGCACAAGCAACUGCACAAGUUGGCCCAUGUCCUCACUGUCCUUCCAGCUUUCUUGGCCAAAUUAGUGGCCAGCUAACUAUGUUUUCACCUUGAAAGGAAGCUUGUACCUUGAGGGAGGGAGAAAAAGCGUGUUUUCCUCUGAUGACAACAUUGUAACGUACUGCAGCCUCUGUAAUAGGCUAUUUACCAAAGACAGUUUUCAAUAACUGAGCUGUAGUCUGACCUUGAUCUUGUCCUUGGUUGUAGUAGGUAUUGUGCCAUUUUCUAUAAAUUGAGGUAGACAGGGGCCAUUGCAGAUUGAGCUGCUGUCGUGCGAUUGGCUUAAACCCAAUCAGAAGGU